Scomber scombrus (Atlantic mackerel) is the source of this 5765-nucleotide messenger RNA. It is a transcript of the gene mki67, whose product is annotated as marker of proliferation Ki-67. Gene Ontology annotation, molecular function: protein binding. The coding region runs from base 48 to 5600 and encodes 1850 amino acids. Gene Ontology annotation, biological process: regulation of chromosome segregation; regulation of mitotic nuclear division. Gene Ontology annotation, cellular component: nucleus; chromosome. The record is from RefSeq and is a predicted model, not a curated record. The transcript is spliced from 17 exons. NCBI's taxonomy places the organism in Eukaryota, Metazoa, Chordata, Actinopteri, Scombriformes, Scombridae.
CAGACGUCGAUGUGUCUUUAAACGGAGCUCCAGGUAAAGUUACGAGAAUGCCAUUACAUGGAAAGAUAGUCGUGGUUAAGAGGAGUGGAGUGGAUGGGACUGAAUUCCCACUUACUGCAACAUGCUUAUUUGGAAGGAAGCCUACCUGCGAUAUUCGUAUUCAGCUUCCUCAAGUCUCCAAGGAGCAUUGCAGAAUUGAUUUCAAUGAAAAUAAAGAGGUUAUAUUGACAAAUCUGAGCUCAGUGAAUCCAACCCGUGUCAAUGGAGAGGCUUUGCAGCAGUCUGAGCGUUUGAAGCAUGGAGAUGUGAUAACCAUUAUUGACCGUUCUUUCAGGUUCGAGUAUCCUCCAGCACCCACACCAAAGAAGAGGUCUUCUGUUGGAGGCAAAAGUGAAACCCUCAAAGUCCUGCAAGAUCAGCAUGUAGGGGACACAGUUGCUGUUGGAACCGGAGAAAAGAGGAUUUCAGAAGUGUCCACAGACCCUCAUCUGAAAGAUGGAACCAACCAUGACAACAUACAGCGAGCCUUGGAGAAAACUGUGGCGGUGGAGUCCAAGGAAGAUGAUAGCCUGCUGCAAAGCAAGACCAAUUCCCCCUUCAAUGAUCUGUAUCAAAUGAUAAAAAAAUCUCUGGAUGUCAAGACCCCUCGGAAAUCCUCCAGCAGCAAGUUUCAGACACCGUCCUCGAAGUUUUGCACUCCAAAACAUGGGACAGUUGGAGAAAUCAAUGAAACACCUGCCAUGUCCACAGAAGACACUCCCAAGAAGGAUGAAGCUAAUGUCUCUCUUGUAGCUGGAGAAAUGAAUGGGGAGGCUCAAAGUAUAAGCAAUGGGACCCCGAAGUCUGUUAAGAAGCAGAGGAGGUCCUCUCAGGUUCCUGCUACUGAGAUGGUGAGACCUGUUGUUGAAGAAGCAGACAAUGCCAAGUUGGAAGCAAUAACUCCCCAGAAGUUUACUGUCAGCGAGGUUAUUGAGCAAAUUUCUGCUGAAACACCCAAGUCACCUAUGAGAAGGAGGAGCAAGGAGGCCACACCAGCUAAGGAACAAGAGCAAGCAACGCCUGCUCAAAAAACAGAGCAUCUUAGAAGAACAUCACCAAGGAACUCUGGGAAAGUAGAAAAAGUGGAAGAGCUGUCCAAAAAACGCAAAAGUGGAGAACUUGCAGCUGACUUGCCCAAACAAAAAAUGAAGAAGAAACGCGUUUCCUUUGGAGGUUACCUGAGUCCUGAGUUAUUUGACAAAAAACUGCCUCCUGACUCUCCAUUAAGGAAGGGGGCCGCUCCACGACGAAGCUUGUGUCUCAUCAAACCCAAAAUAUCACUCCUUAGACGAGCAUCAGUUAUUGGCUUGGACUUUGAAGAGCAUCCACCUGGAAAGAAAUCACCAAAAUCUAGGUCCCCUUCUGCCAAGGCUGCAUCACCAGGAAAGAAGUCACCAAAAUCAAAGGCCUCCUCUCCCAAGGCUCAGUCACCUGGAAAGAAAUCUCCAAAUUCCAAGAGUUCAUCUGCUACGGGAAGAUCUCCCUCCAAAAACAAAUUGGAGACCCCCACUGCUAAGAGAAGGUCAAGCCUUACCCCUCAGGAAAAUACUGCCACUGUUGUAACACCAACAAAAACCCCUUUGAGCUCACAAGUCAACACCCCCAGUGUGCAAGGGCGAUUCUCUGUAUCACGCAUCAACACCCCAUCACCAGUUGUGGAAGAUGCUGGUAUGGACCCAGUGUCUACACUCACUGUAACCCCUAAAAUACCCCUGAGGAGGAAGAGCAUGAAGAGCACCUCACGCAAGACUCCAAGUCUGGCAAAGAGUGCUGUAAAAGUAAUGCACAGAAGAAGUGGUAUUUCACGAGCAUCUAUGAAAGCCUUAAAUUCCUGGGCAGACAUUGUCAAGUUUGGGCAAACCAAGGUCCAAGUGGCCCCUCCAGCUAAAAAAACAGUCAAUAAAAAGCCUGUGAAGAAGACUGUACCCAAACCACAGACCCCUGCAAGAAAACUGAUCAGUAAUGCCAGCACUGGACAUGCAAAUUCACCUGUUACCAUUGUGGUGGGCAGAGCUCACAAACAAAAGGUUGUACAUCCAACUGGAAAUGCACCAAGAGUGGUCACCAAUACUGCACUCUUUCAAAAGAACAUGAAAAUGGACGAGGACUUGACGGGAGUUUCUGAAAUGUUUAAAACACCUGCAAAUGAAAGGAAGAGAAGAUCAGAAAUCAAUGAGGACAGUGCCCCCAAGACACCAGUGGAAAAUCUUUCUACAUCUGUAGUAGAGCCAUCAGUGUUGAACACACCAGAGGAGCUAGGUGAAAUGAUAGUGUCUCCGCUGAAUGUUGCAUCUAUAGUGAAAGAAAGAAGAUACAACAGUGAGGCUGUCCAACGCCUCCUUAAUGGAGAUGAAGAAUCUAACUCUGUCAGUGACACCUCUACAUUGGAGAUUCACACUGAUGAGUCAGGUGAACAGCAGUGCAUGGAUUUGAAGACGACCUCUGUAACAACUCCCAAACAAAAGCCAGAACUAUCAGAGUGUCUCACUGGAGUGAAGAGGAUCAUGAAGACCCCAAGACCGAAGUCUGAACCUCUAGAAGACAUCAGAGGGAAACUUCUUAAGACACCUAAGCAAAAGCCUGAACAACAGGAGUGUCUCACUGGAGUGAAGAGGAUCAUGAAGACCCCAAGACAGAAGUCUGAACCUCUAGAAGACAUCAGAGGAAAUCUUCUGAAAACUCCCAAACAGAAACCUGAGCAACAAGAAUGUCUCUCUGGAGUGAAGAGGAUCAUGAAGACCCCAGAACCGGAGGCUGAACCUCUUGAACAUGUACAUGAAGAGCUUCUGAAAACUGCACAAGUUGCUGAUGUGACUUGUGAUGCUGUUAAGGAACUGGAGAUCCCAGCACAUGUGGAAGAAUCUGAAAACCUCCCUGAAAAGACCGACAUGGAAACUCCAAACCUUAAGAGCUCCCCAGUGGCAACUGAGGUUGAAGAUCAAACUCGUCCGGAUUGUGGGUCAGACAUUGCAAAAGAACUAGAUUUUGCCCAUGAAGAGCAACAAGACGUUGUACCUUGUGCUCAGAGUGAAGAGGGACCAUCAGAUGUGAUCCAAGAUGUUCCCCAAGUUGACGUGGCAAACGGUGAUGAAAAUGAAGUUGUCUGUGCCCAGCUGGAGGUGCCCAGUGCACUUGACGCAAAUGAACCAUCAGAUAUCAAGGAAACUAUCUCACAGGCAGCUGUAGACAAAAUUUUGCCAGAAGAACAACUUCAAGCUGAGACAGCUACUUCCGAAGUUACCGAAAUGCACGCAACUGCCACUGAUGAUGAGAAGAAACCUGUCCAAGGCAGAAGGGCAACAACAGUGGAAUCGAAAGCAGCUGAGGAUAAACAGGAGGCCACAGAAAAUUCUGAAGAUCCUAUUGUCCCUACUCCAGCCAGAGGAAGAAGAGGGAAGAAAACUGAAGAAACUGCACCAUCUGCAGUUAAACAAACUACAAGAAACAGAAAUGCAAAGUCCACUGAAAGCAAGGAUGCUGAGCUCACUCAGGAGGAAAGUGCCCCUCUGCCCUCCAAAGUCGCUACUAAGCCUAAAAGAGGAAGAAAUGCCAAAAAAAACCCUGAUCAAGCUGAAACAGUACAAGAGGUUGCCACUGAAAUGGUGCCAGAACCUGAGAGUGAACAGAUUACCCCAGUUGAGCACGCUGCAUAUGACAGUGGAGCACCACUUGAAAAACCUGCGGUGAAGCCCAAGAGAGGAAGAAAAACUAAACAAGAAUCUGAACAAUCUCAAUCAGUGCCUGAGCAGCAAGAUGUGCCUUCUACUCAUAGUGAACAAGUUGACAAAGCAAAAGAAGCAGAUGUAAAGGAAGUCAGUAGUGAGCAGUUGGCGGUGGUGCCCGUUGAAGGUGAUGAAAGUAAAUCAUCAGAUGCCGUGGAAACUGUAACAGAAAUGGUCCAGAAGAAACCUGUUCGAGGAAGAAAGGCAAAAUUGGUGGAACCUAAAGCAGCUGAAGAUAACCAGGAGGCAGCAGAACCAUGUGAAGAUCUUCCAGUCAGAGGAGGAAGAAGAGGAAAGAGAACUGCAGCUACUGCCCCACCUGCUGUUAGAAAAACUACGCGGGGCAGAAAUGCCAAGUCUCAAGACAUUUCUGAUGACCAACCUGAAAUUUUGCCAGAGAAAGCUGAAGAAACAAAUCCAUUGCCUGAGAUUUCACCUGAAGCUACACCUGAAGAAACUCCAAUAAAUACCAGUCAAGAAGAAAUCGAGUCUGCAGCCCCUGAAAUGGAAGUUGUGUCGAAGCCGAGCAGGGGGAGAAAAGCUAAACACACACCUGUUGAACCACCUCAAUCCGAGCCAGAAAAGAGUGAAAUUGUGAGUGACAAGCAUCUUCUGGCAGCUGAUGAGCCUCAAAAGUCCGCUCCCACACAAAGAAGAGGGAGAAAGAGGAACCCUGAUACCGUUGACCAAAACGAGGUGACCGAAGACACAGUUGUCGCUGUAGAGACCAAGAAGCCGUCCAAGCCUCCAGUCAGGGCUAAGAGAGGAAGAAACGCCAAACAGGAAGAAGAAACGGUAGAGAAUGAUAGCAAGACUACCUCAGUAGAGACUACUAAAUCCCAGGAGCCAGGUAAAAAGUCAAGGAGAACCAGAAAGGCUGAGCAAGACCAUGUAAAACCAGAAGAAGAAGAGGUCCAAACGGUUGAAACUCUUGUCCCAGAGGAGGCUGAAGUGCCACUUGCUGCCAAACCAGUGAAGAUGAAUGAACAAGCGACUGUGCCUGCAAAGCCCGUGCGAGGGGGGCGAAGAGCAAAACAAGACACUGAGAGUGUAACCCCAGUCAAAUCCACUGAGACCCAAGAGGUACUUGUUGUCAGCACCACAGAAAAACCCAAACGGGGUAGGAGAGGAAAACAAGUUGCUGAAGAGGUUAAUAUCACCGCAGAAGUACCAGAGGGAAAACCUGACCAUGAGCCGGAGACCGAGGAGAAUCAGGAAAACGUUGCCGCUGUUAAAACCAGCAGAGCAAGGGGGGCGAAAACUGCAAAGAGUGAGAUUUCACUAGCCGUUCCAGCCAAGCGAGCACGCCGAGGUGCAGCCCCUUCUCAUGAGGAGACCAGUACAGAAGCUGCAGCUACAGCUUCAGAGUCUGCUCCGAUUUCAGUAGAACCGGUCAAAAGGGGAAGACGGGCAGCAGCAAAACCCACAUCAGAUGAAGCUACUGUGAGGAGUGACCAGGUAAAACUCACUGAAGAUUUAAGCAGUGCUGCUGUGGAAGACAAAAAAACGUCCAAAAAAUCUGUCAAGUGGAAGGGAGAUUUGAAUGUCCACGAGAUAACUCCUUUGAAGGCAGUUUGCGGCAAGAAAUCAAAAAGUGGUGGCCAAGAUGACACUGAGAGCAACAAUGCAGCACAGAGUGCCAAUGAAACUGAAGAGAAGGAUCUCUCAGUAAAAGUUGUUGAAUCUCAGCCUGCCAAGAGAGCCAGGCGAGUUGCAAAGGUCACUGAUGUAACCACUGAGUCCACCAGCAAGGUCAAUCCUAAGAAAGAUGACAUCAAGCAAGUUGUUGAAGUUGAGACACCGCCGAAAACCAGAAGAGGAAGAUCAGCAAAGAAAUGAGAGCUUUUGUGUAUAUGUUUUUAACUAUAAUGACUUUCAUUUAAAAAAAAACAAAAAAAAAAAAAAAACUUUUUGUACUUGUCAAUUUUAGAUUGUAAUUCAUUUUAGCAAGUAGUUUUAUAGACUGAAAAUUAAGCACUGCUUUUCUUUUUCCUUUUCAACACA